GACUGAUGUGGUUGUUUUCCUUCUGUCAAUAAGAGCUUCAGUUCUGCCUGACAACGUCCCUCUCUUUUUUUUUUUUGCUUCGUGACUGGAUACGCGCUUCAUGGUCUGACUGAACACACGCGAGUUGCUCCGUCACGUCUAAAGUUUUGGCCGGGGCCGGCUGGGAGUUGCCGACACCUCCUCUCGUUUCCCUCUAAGCCCUGAGUGUGGCCGCGGCGCUCUCUGCCGUCUCCUCGCGGCGCGGCCUCCCAUUGGCCGCUCCGCGCGCGCUCGGGGGCGGGGCCGCGCUGGCAGCAAGAAAGGGGGAAAGAAUUUAACUGCGCAAAAAGCCCUGUGCGCCGACGGACGUCCAGCGUUCAGAGCUUUUUCGCCGCGCGUUUCGCAGAGACACGGAGAUGGGGACGGCCUGAACGCUGCCGACGUCCAGCACGUUGCACCGCAUUCUCGAGCCUCGUCUCCCGUUUUGGCUCGCUGGCGCGGCAGAACAGCGCGGAACUGUGACUCGAGCGCCUCCGUCGCUAAGAGGGGGGGGGGGAGAGAGAGAGAGAAGCGGAGCGCUCCGUCUGCGUAUAUUGGAGAUUUCUUUUUCAAAAGUGAAGACAUGCAGGCUCGCUACUCCGUCUCCAAUCCCAACUCUCUGGGCGUCGUGCCGUACAUCAGCAGUGACCCCAGCUACUACCGGGCGGCUGCUGGCGGGGGCUACACGGGGAUGCCCGCACCUAUGAACAUGUACUCUCACGCGGCUCACGACCAGUACCCUGCCAGCAUGGCCCGGGCGUACGGACCGUACACGCCCCAACCUCAGCCUAAGGAUAUGGUCAAGCCCCCCUACAGCUACAUUGCGCUCAUCACCAUGGCUAUCCAAAACUCGCCUGACAAAAAGGUGACCCUGAAUGGGAUUUACCAGUUUAUUAUGGAAAGGUUUCCAUUCUACCGAGACAACAAACAGGGCUGGCAGAACAGCAUCAGACACAAUCUGUCUCUGAACGAGUGUUUUGUCAAGGUGCCCCGUGACGACAAGAAGCCCGGUAAAGGUAGCUACUGGACUCUGGACCCGGAUUCUUACAACAUGUUCGAAAACGGGAGUUUCCUGAGGAGGCGGCGGCGGUUCAAGAAGAAGGACGCGCUGAAAGAGAAGGAGGAGCGGCUGCAGAAGGAGCUGCUGCCGCGGCAGCAGGGCCGCGAGCAGGAGGCGCCGGUGCAGGGCUCGCAGCCCGUGCGCGUCCAGGACAUCAAGACGGAGAACGGUGCCGCGACGCCGCCGCAGGCCGACUCGCCCUCGCUGGGCGCCGUGCCCAAGAUCGAGAGCCCGGACAGCAGCAGCAUGUCCAGCGGGAGUCCCCACAGCAUCCCGUCCGGCCGCUCCAUCGGCAUGGACGGCGCCGAGCACCACCAGCACCACGGCCAGGCCGCGACGCAGGGCUUCAGCGUGGACAACAUCAUGACCUCCCUCCGGGGGUCCCCACAGGCGGCCACCGAGCUCGCCCCCGGCCUCACCACCUCCACCAGGACAGGUAUAACACCGUCUUUGUCCGUGAACUAUUCCCCGACGCAGGCGUCCAUCUAUAGCUCGCCGUGCACCCAGAACUCCAUCUCCACUACCUCCAACGCGACCUAUCAUUGUAACAUGCAAGCCAUGAGCUUGUACGCCGGGGAGCGACCGAGCCACUUGGCGCCGAGCACCACCGUGGACGAAACGCUGCCAGAUUACUCCGUGACAACCACCUCGUCGUCUCUGACGCACGGCAAUAUAAACUCGGUUCAGGAGAGCCACCAUCCCCACCAAGGGAGGCUGACGUCAUGGUACCUCAACCAGGCCGGAGACCUGGGCCACCUGGGCGCGGGUUACCCGGCGCAGCAGCAGAACUUCCACUCCGUCCGAGACAUGUUUGAGUCCCAGCGAAUUGGUUUGAAUAACUCGCCGGUGAAUGGGAAUAACAGCUGUCAGAUGUCAUUCCCACCGAGUCAGUCCCUCUAUCGCACUUCGGGAGCUUUCGUGUAUGACUGCAGCAAGUUCUGACCAAACAAACAGGCGCAAUAUUCCCUCAAGCUGUUCGAACUCUUUCGGUGAAAACCCGCAUUUUCCCCUCACGCCCGCCCACACAUGGACGAAUAUGAGACAGAAAACAAAAACACAAAAGACUUGAUCUUGGUUUUUCUAAAGAACAGUGUUACCGCAAAUAACACGUAAGUCUCUUUUUGCUUUUAUGGCUUAAUGUGAUAUGUUAAAGAAAUGCCAGUUUUCAUGGACGUGUAAAAUGCAUAUAGUAAUUUAUUUCUAAACUGUAGCCGGAUAUUAUGGACCAAACACCAAAAGUGUUUCUAAAUUGAAUUGCCUUAACUGUCCAAAAAUUGUUCCAUUAUAAAGGUUUUUAAAAAGGAACGUGUAUAUCGCCGUACUAUUUCAAAGAUUCUACAUUUGUUGAAAAGUAUUUUGAAGGAUUUUGUUUGUUUGUGUAAUAAAUUGUCAUUUUAUGUGA
Messenger RNA from Betta splendens (Siamese fighting fish), 2480 nucleotides. RefSeq names its product forkhead box C1a (gene foxc1a). The transcript has a single exon. The coding region runs from base 602 to 2020 and encodes 472 amino acids. The record is from RefSeq and is a predicted model, not a curated record. NCBI's taxonomy places the organism in Eukaryota, Metazoa, Chordata, Actinopteri, Anabantiformes, Osphronemidae. Gene Ontology annotation, biological process: regulation of transcription by RNA polymerase II; cell differentiation; anatomical structure morphogenesis. Gene Ontology annotation, molecular function: DNA-binding transcription factor activity, RNA polymerase II-specific; RNA polymerase II cis-regulatory region sequence-specific DNA binding.